AUGAAUGACAACAAACCCAACAAACCAAAGAACGCCGAUGGCACGAAGAACGCCGAGGGCACAUCCCCCUCCAAGCCUCACUCUGUCGUUUUUGACGAGGAUGGAAAUGCUAUCACCUCUGCCGACGCCACUAGCCGCCCCAUUGGGCACGAUCAUUCUUGGUCCCCGCCCUCCUGCUGUCGCCGUCACUACCCCUCUUCGCGCCGCCGAUGGCACGCGCAUCGCCUACAACACCCCGCCUCAUCAGCUGCCCGAUCAUACCCCCAAGGCCCCAGCUUCGGACGGUCAGACGUCCAGUCAGAGCGUUGGCGUGCCCAAGUCGACCCUCCGAAACUCCCCAUGCUGUCAUCCUCAUGUGCGUCCCAGCUUGGCGUCGUUCGACAUCUCCAUGACCUUCAGCGCUAUUUUGUUGAAUACAACUCUCGCUCUCCAGAUGGCACGCCGUCCGCUCCUCAGUGGCGGGUUGCUCGAGCGAAUAAGUCCAUCGCCAAGGUCGACGAGUACCAUUAUUGGUCUAUAGUCACUGGUGCCGCAUGCGUUUCGUGGGAAGCUUGGCGUGAUGAGUUCAAGAAGCAGGCUCUCUCGCCCAAUUGGGAGUCCGAGACUCGACGUGUGUUUGAAGGGCUUCAGUGCCAGGGAUCAACUUUGACAGCCUGGCAAACGUUCGAGAAGAAAGCUGGAGAGUGUCAGAUGCUUUUGUUCGGUCUCCCCUCCCACAUCCUUACUCGAGUUGAGGAUCGUCUUGACGAUCGAGGACUUAGUCGUUCGGCAAUCUCUCUUCCCCUCCUGCAUGACAUUAUUGAUCGCAUCUUCCGAACCACGGAACUCCCAGCCCCUCCCCCUGCCACCUAUACUCGGCAGUUUCGUCAGUCCUCCGCCACGACCUCUCGUCCCUCGGCGCCAUCAAAUGUCCCCAACCCUUCCCCUGUUCCGCCUGCCCAGCUCAAUGGCCGUUCUCUGACGGCGGAAGAAGUCCAAUGGAUCAACAAGAAGAAACUCUCAGACAAGUCUACCAAUGCUGGCGCUUGUGCCCGGGCUUUCCCUGACAGAAACGACCUCUGUUAUUGGUGCCGUAAGGCUGGUCAUAAAAGCCGCGAGUGCUCUGCUCGUGAAACGGCUGCCACUGUCGCCAAUCUCUCUAUUGACGAUCUCGACGAGGAUGGUGAUGUGUUUGCUGCCAUGGUUGAACACGAUAUAGACUGCACCGACGCUUCGUCAGUCCCCCUUAUCCUUGUCGACGUAGGUCUUUCGGCUGACUCUCCUAUCACCACAGGUCUCAUUGAUCCUGGUGCGGCAUCAAUACUGAUGGAUGUUUUUAUUGGUCCAACUCUUUACAAGAACUCGUCUUUCCUCAUCAUCCCCACUUCUCGUCACGUCGAUUUCAUUCUUGGGCUUCCCUUCUGUCUUCAACACCGUUUGCUGGAAGGUGCUGCGCGGCUUGCCAAACUCAUGGCUGAAGGUCGUUCUGUCCACGCUCAGUCCCAGUAUUCUCACAUCGGCUCCCUUACCGUGGACGAUCCCAGCUUGCAGCCUACAGUUGUUCCUUCUCCUCACCGUCAGCAGCGAGCAGAGGCAAUCCGAGCCGAUUUCGCCGAUGUCCUCCCUAAUGACAUAGGCAAUGUUGACAACUAUCCAGAGGUUUCUCCAACUAUCUCCAAAGUCCGUCAUCGUAUUGACAUCCUCCCUGGAGUCAAACCCGUUGCUCGUUCUGGGUUUCGCGUCCCACUUGCGUGGAAGGAGGCUUUCUUUCAAGAGAUUGAAAAACACCGUCGUGCUGGUCGUCUUCACCCUUCGAGUUCCCCUUGGGCUGCCCCUGCCUUUCUUCUCUGA
This is a messenger RNA of Cryptococcus amylolentus CBS 6039, 1830 nucleotides long. RefSeq lists its product as hypothetical. Lineage: Eukaryota; Fungi; Basidiomycota; Tremellomycetes; Tremellales; Cryptococcaceae. The record is from RefSeq and is a predicted model, not a curated record. The transcript is spliced from 4 exons. Gene Ontology annotation, molecular function: nucleic acid binding; zinc ion binding. Bases 1 to 1830 code for a protein of 609 amino acids.